GCGGAAGCUUUCACGGGCAGACUCGCUGCCAGCGGAUUGGCUGCGAGCAGCGCCAAUCUCACGUUCCCCCCGGGCGAGGCGGGACUCAGUGCCGCGCUCGCUGCACCCGCUCCGCCGCGCGCGCGCGUGCUGGGUGCGAGUGCGGAGUCGGGCCUGCGCUCCGGAUGAGACGCUGGCUGCUUGCCGGUAGUGGAUGGUAGUUGCAUGCCUCGCGCUAGCAGGAAGGUAGUGUGGUGUGACUAACGGGCACACCUGUUGUCCUUAACUGACUUUCCGGGUCAUCAGCACUCCUUCAGAAGUGUUCCUUUUCCCUCCCAGCAAAUAUGGAAGACUGACUAUCCUGAUAUUCCCAGACAUUCUUUGCUGUGAUUUCUGCUCUGUUAAAAGCAAAAAUGAAACAAUUGCCUGCGGCAACAGUUCGACUCCUUUCAAGUUCUCAGAUCAUCACUUCGGUGGUCAGUGUUGUAAAAGAGCUUAUUGAAAACUCCUUGGAUGCUGGUGCCACAAGCAUAGAUGUUAAACUGGAGAACUAUGGAUUUGAUAAAAUUGAGGUGCGAGAUAACGGGGAGGGUAUCAAGGCUGUUGAUGCACCUGUAAUGGCAAUGAAGUACUACACCUCAAAAAUAAAUAGUCAUGAAGAUCUUGAAAAUUUGACAACUUACGGUUUUCGUGGAGAAGCCUUGGGGUCAAUUUGUUGUGUAGCUGAGGUUUUAAUUACAACAAGAACGGCUGCUGAUAAUUUUAGCACCCAGUAUGUUUUAGAUGGCAGUGGCCACAUACUUUCUCAGAAACCUUCACAUCUUGGUCAAGGUACAACUGUAACUGCUUUAAGAUUAUUUAAGAAUCUACCUGUAAGAAAGCAGUUUUACUCAACUGCAAAAAAAUGUAAAGAUGAAAUAAAAAAGAUCCAAGAUCUCCUCAUGAGCUAUGGUAUCCUUAAACCUGACUUAAGGAUUGUUUUUGUACAUAAUAAGGCAGUUAUUUGGCAGAAAAGCAGAGUAUCAGAUCACAAGAUGGCUCUCAUGUCAGUUCUGGGGACUGCUGUUAUGAACAAUAUGGAAUCCUUUCAGUACCACUCUGAAGAAUCUCAGAUUUAUCUCAGUGGAUUUCUUCCAAAGUGUGAUGCAGACCACUCUUUCACUAGUCUUUCAACACCAGAAAGAAGUUUCAUCUUCAUAAACAGUCGACCAGUACAUCAAAAAGAUAUCUUAAAGUUAAUCCGACAUCAUUACAAUCUGAAAUGCCUAAAGGAAUCUACUCGUUUCUAUCCUAUUUUCUUUCUGAAAAUCGAUGUUCCUACAGCUGAUGUUGAUGUCAAUUUAACACCAGAUAAAAGUCAAGUAUUAUUACAAAAUAAGGAAUCUGUUUUAAUUGCUCUUGAAAAUCUGAUGACGACUUGUUAUGGACCAUUACCUAGUACAAAUUCUUAUGAAAAUAAUAAAACAGAUGUUUCCACAGCUGACAUUGUUCUUAGUAAAACAGCAGAAACAGAUGUGCUUUUUAAUAAAAUGGAAUCAUCUGGAAAGAAUUAUUCAAAUGUUGAUACUUCAGUCAUUCCAUUCCAAAAUGAUAUGCAUAAUGAUGAAUCUGGAAAGAACGCUGAUGAUUGUUUAAAGCACCAGAUAAGUGUUGGUGACUUUGGUUAUGGUCAUUGUAGUAGUGAAAUUUCUAACAUUGAUAAAAACACUAAGAAUGCAUUUCAAGACAUUUCAAUGAGUAAUGUAUCACAGGAGAACACUCAGACGGAAUAUAGUAAAACUUGUUUUAUGGGUUCCGUUAAGCAUACCCAGUCAGAAAAUGGCAAUAAAGACCAUAUAGAUGAGAGUGGGGAAAAUGAGGAAGAAGCAGGUCUUGAAAACUCUUUGGAAAUUUCUGCAGAUGAGUGGAGCAGGGGAAAUAUACUUAAAAAUUCAGUGGGAGAGAAUAUUGAACCUGUGAAAAUUUUAGUGCCUGAAAAAAGUUUACCAUGUAAAGUAAGUAAUAAUAAUUAUCCAAGCCCUGAACAAACGAAUCUUAAUGAAGAUCCAUGUAACAAAAAAUCAAAUGUAAUAGAUAAUAAAUCUGGAAAAGUUACAGCUUAUGAUUUACUUAGCAAUCGAGUAAUCAAGAAACCCAUGUCAGCAAGUGCUCUUUUUGUUCAAGAUCAUCGUCCUCAGUUUCUCAUAGAAAAUCCUAAGACUAGUUUAGAGGAUGCAACACUACAAAUUGAAGAACUGUGGAAGACAUUGAGUGAAGAGGAAAAACUGAAAUAUGAAGAGAAGGCUACUAAAGACUUGGAACGAUACAAUAGUCAAAUGAAGAGAGCCAUUGAACAGGAGUCACAAAUAUUAAAAGAUGGCAAAAAAAAGAUAAAACCCACCAGCGCAUGGAAUUUGGCCCAGAAGCACAAGUUGAAAACCUCAUUAUCUAAUCAACCAAAACUUGAUGAACUCCUUCAGUCCCAAACUGAAAAAAGGAGUCAAAAUAUUAAAAUGGUACAGAUCCCCUUUUCUAUGAAAAACUUAAAAAUAAAUUUUAAGAAACAAAACAAAGUUGACUUAGAAGAGAAGGAUGAACCUUGCUUGAUCCACAGUCUCAGGUUUCCUGAUGCAUGGCUAAUGACAUCCAAAACAGAGGUAAUGUUAUUAAAUCCAUAUAGAGUAGAAGAAGCCCUGCUAUUUAAAAGACUUCUUGAGAAUCAUAAACUUCCUGCAGAGCCACUGGAAAAGCCAAUUAUGUUAACAGAGAGUCUUUUUAAUGGAUCUCAUUAUUUAGACGUUUUAUGUAAAAUGACAGCAGAUGACCAAAGAUACAGUGGAUCAACUUACCUGUCUGAUCCUCGUCUUACAGCGAAUGGUUUCAAGAUAAAAUUGAUACCAGGAGUUUCAAUUACUGAAAAUUACUUGGAAAUAGAAGGAAUGGCUAAUUGUCUCCCAUUCUAUGGAGUAGCAGAUUUAAAAGAAAUUCUUAAUGCUAUAUUAAACAAAAAUGCAAAGGAAGUUUAUGAAUGUAGACCUCGCAAAGUGAUAAGUUAUUUAGAGGGAGAAGCAGUGCGUCUGUCUAGACAAUUACCCAUGUACUUAUCAAAAGAGGACAUCCAAGACAUUAUCUACAGAAUGAAGCACCAGUUUGGAAAUGAAAUUAAAGAGUGUGUUCAUGGUCGCCCAUUUUUUCAUCAUUUAACCUAUCUUCCAGAAACUACAUGAUUAAAUAUGUUUAAGAAGAUUAGUUACCAUUGAAAUUGGUUCUGUCAUAAAACAGCAUGAGUCUGGUUUUAAAUUAUCUUUGUUAUUAUGUGUCACAUGGUUAUUUUUUAAAUGAGGAUUCACUGACUUGUGUUUAUAUUGAAAAAAGUUCCAUGUAUUGUAGAAAACGUAAAUAAACUAAUAUAGACUAUUCAUUUUAUUCUCAA
Molecule: messenger RNA, 3391 nt
Organism: Symphalangus syndactylus (siamang)
Lineage: Eukaryota; Metazoa; Chordata; Mammalia; Primates; Hylobatidae
Gene: PMS1
Product: PMS1 homolog 1, mismatch repair system component
Biological process (GO): mismatch repair
Cellular component (GO): MutLalpha complex
Molecular function (GO): ATP binding; ATP hydrolysis activity; mismatched DNA binding
Source: RefSeq, a predicted model, not a curated record